AUGGUGGAAGCUGUUCUGAGCUACGUCGUGAAUCGGGUCGGUGACAUCCUCAUCGACGAAGCGGUCUUCCUGUAUAACGUGACAGAUCAGGUGGAAUGGGUCAAGGACGAGCUCCGGGCGAUGGAGUGCUUCGUGAAGGACGCCGACGCGAGGAGCAAGGGAGACGAAAGGGUGAAGAACUGGGUGAGGGAUGUGCGGGAAAUCGCUAAUCGGGCGGAGGACCUCGUCGAUUGCUUCGUCCUCGAUGCCCAGCGGAGACGACGACGGAGCGAGGGCUUCAUCCGGAUCACUGUGUGUUGCCUUCCUCGCCCCAGUGAUUUCAUCAUCCUCCGCCGAUUCGGUAAGGAGAUCGAGGCCAUAAAGGCCAAAAUCCACGAAAUUAAUGAACGAAGAACUACCUACGGAAUCCAGAACCUGGGGGGAGAGGCGCGGCGGCAGAUCGACGAGGCAGUCCGAGAACGGAGGCGGGUCGUCUCCACGCCGCAGAUGCUGAUGUGGUCGGCAUGGACGAGGAGAAGAACAGAAUAUUGGAGCAUCUGUUGAACGAGAGCAGGAAGAAGCGGUCCGUGAUCUCGAUUGUGGGAUUGGGCGGCCUCGGCAAGACCACUCUUGCUAAGAGAGUCUUCAAGGAAGCACGAGCCGAGUUCAAUCACUCGGUGUGGAUCGACGUCUCCCAGCAGUACUCCGCUGUGGAUCUCCUUCGAGACUUUCUUCGGCAGGUCACGGAGCUCGAAGAAGAGGAACUCGAGAAAAUGACGAGGGACAAACGCGAGGAGAGGCUUUACCAGACCAUCCGGGGGAAGAAAUACUUGAUCGUUAUGGACGACGUGUGGGACCAGCAGGUUUGGAGACUCCUCAAUCCGCAUCUCCCAGACGACGAGAACGGAAGCCUGGUGCUGAUCACCACCCGCUCCCUCGACGUUGCCAGAGCUGCGGACCCAUCUAUCCCUCCACACGAGCUGCGGUUACUAACCGAGGAGGAGAGCUGGGAGCUACUCUCCAAGAAGGCGUUCCCGAAUCAGGAUGAUAUCGAAACUGUCUGUUCAGAAUCGUUAAGGGAAGUCGGAAAACAGAUCACCAGGAAAUGCGGGGGCCUGCCUCUGGCGUUGGUGGUGCUUGGGGGUCUGCUAUCAACGAAAGGUCCGUCGCUCCGGGAGUGGAGGAGGCUCGCGGAGACCAUCGUUUGGGAAAACAUCGAAGAAAGCCGACUGUGCUUGGAUAUACUGGCGUUGAGCUACGCCGAGUUGCCCCAUCACCUCAAGCGUUGUUUCCUUUAUUUCAGUUCUUUUCCAGAGGACUUCGACAUUCGAAUCAACAAGCUGAUCAGAUUGUGGAUCGCGGAGGGCUUCAUCGAGCACAGAGCAGGAGAGACACUCGAACAAUCUGCAGAGUGUUACUUGGAGGAGCUCGUCCGGAGGUGCAUGGUGACAGUUGUGCAAGAUGAAUACCGCAGCCCGAUGAUCAGACAGAAGCCAAAAACUCGCCGAAGUUGCCGGAUUCAUGAUCUGCUGCACGAUUUUACAAUUGCGGAGGCUAAGGAGGUGGGUUUCCUCGUCUCCCGCCAGAUCCCAGACGACCGAGACGCCGUCCGACUGGACUCCUCCGUCCGGCGCCUUUCCCUUCACGGGGGAGCGGAGGACUACGUCUCCCAUGUGAAGUCCACCCCAAGACUGCGCACCUUAUUGUGGUUCAAUGCCCACCGGAGGGGGCUUAUAAGCUUCCCCAUUCCAGAACUGAAACUGCUCAGAGUCGUCGAUCUGGAGGGGGCACCACUCGCCGUACUGCCAGAAGAGGUUGGAGACCUGAAACAUCUUCGAUUCUUGUGCUUGAGAUUGACAAGGAUAAGGAAGCUUCCCUCUUCAGUGGGGAAACUAUGUCAUCUACAAAGCUUGGACACGUCUGGUACGGAGAUCCAAACGAUACCGAGAGUUGUGUGGAUGAUCGAGGCCUUACGGCACGUCCACAUUCCCGAAGUGCAGCCGGAGAUGGUAGAGACAGGCUUAAGACACUUGCAGGUGCUUAAGUUCGUCCGGGCCGGGAGCUGGAUAGAUAGCUGCCUAGGGACCCUUACCAAUCUCCGGGAGCUGGGACUAACAGGCAUCUUAAGAUGUCAUGACGACGCGCUGUCUUCUUCGUUACCGAAGUUGUCCCAUCUCAAGAAGUUGAUAUUGGAAGGCGUGUCGAUCCCAGACUGUGUAUGGACACCGUCCAGAUAUACUUCACUCGAAGUCUUAUACCUGAAAGGGGAAGUGACAGGGCCACAGCAACCUAGUUCUUGCGGCAACCAGUGGCCCCUCAAUCUCACUGAACUCAUACUAAGUGGAACCAGGCUGGAUCGAGGCUCGAUAGCAGCGCUUGAGAACCUCCCUGAACUCACGUAUCUGUAUCUAGGUCCUUCGUCCUACACAGGAAACGAUAUGAUCUGCUCCAGCAGCGGGUUCCCCCAACUGCAGUUCCUCGUACUUGAUUCGCUAGACGAGUUAGAGAGGUGGGUAAUUGAGGCUGGGGCCAUGUCCCGCCUGAGGAGCCUGAAGAUAUACAAUUGCAGAAGGUUGGCCAUGCUUCCGGAUGAGUUGCAACACAUGACUGGUCUAAAGGACCUCACUUUGUGGGAUAUGCCUCCUAAAUUCUGUUCUAGAGCUCGGAUGGAGGAAGAGGACUGGCCCAAAAUCCGGCACAUAUCUUCAAUCACCAUUUCAGUCAUUGGAGAGUCGUCUUCGUCGCAUUUUUCAGCGAGAUCAUGGAAAUCCUGUCCGGUUUAG
Molecule: messenger RNA, 2762 nt
Organism: Spirodela intermedia
Lineage: Eukaryota; Viridiplantae; Streptophyta; Magnoliopsida; Alismatales; Araceae
Source: the annotation of a GenBank genome assembly